Molecule: messenger RNA, 1807 nt
Organism: Olea europaea var. sylvestris
Lineage: Eukaryota; Viridiplantae; Streptophyta; Magnoliopsida; Lamiales; Oleaceae
Product: VAN3-binding protein-like
Exons: 8
Coding region: 399-1571 (390 amino acids)
Source: RefSeq, a predicted model, not a curated record
AAACUGCACUCGUUGUCAUAGAUGCUAAUAUAAUUGAAAGUUACAUGUAAUAUGGGACAAUCCAACCAGUGGUAAUGAUUAAGGGAGAAUUCUUUUGUUCCUAAAAACAUUUCAGUUUAUUUUUGGACAUACAACUCCAAGCAGUUACUUUCAGAGUCCUUAUGUGCUAUAUGUUGGCACUUGGCAGGAUAGAAUCGAGAAACAUAACAUGCAUGUUUGCUACGCAAUAUUCAACAAAGUAACGAACAACAUUUUAGCUUAUUUUUCUUCCAAUCCUCCCUAAAAAACACGCCAAAAGAGACUUUAUGUUGAAUACUUGAUGUUUAUUUAUACCUGAACAAAGUAGCCUUUCAGUCAUUCAAUCACACUCAAUUGCUGAAGCCAUAGCUCUGAAUCAAAUGGAUCCUAAUUGUAAGCCAACACUUACACAAGCACAUCCCGAGACAAUGGAUUUUCUUUCUCAAGCUUGGUGCAACUUCGCCAUUCAGGCUCUCCAAUCAGAUGUACAAGAUAGAUCAAUCAUUCUUCAAGAGAGAUCCCUCAUGAAAUUUGAAAAUGAUGCUAAAACUCCUUCCAUGAAAAUGGAAGGGAGUGUAAAGAUGGAUGGUGCAGACAAGUUUGUGCCACCUUGGAAAUCCCAUGAUGUAAAGUCAUGGAUUUGGAUGCAACAAGCAAUGCACCCAGAAUUAAACUAUAAUAGCUAUUUCAGAAGGAAAUGGAUGUCAUGGAAAAUAAUGCCAUUCAAACACUCAUCAAUCAAAAAAUGGCUUAAAGAAAUUAAGCAGAAGAGAAAGGAAGAACACAGGUUACAAAAAGCAGAAAUACACGCAGCAGUAUCAGUGGCGGGUGUUGCAGCUGCCUUAGCGGCACUAGCUGCUGAAAACUCAAAACUGGAGAACACAAUAACUGCCAAAGAUUCGGCCAUGGCUUCUGCAGCUGCCUUAGUGGCAGCACAGUGUGCAAAAGUGGCUGAAGCAAUGGGGGCAAAGAGGGAGCAACUCAGCAGUGUAAUAGGUUCAGCCAUGAACGGCACGAGUGCAAGUGAAAUUUUAACACUCACCGCAGCAGCUGCAACAUCACUAAAAGGAGCUUCUACACUCAAAGCACGAUCAGGAUACAAAAACAAAUUAAAUGAAAGUGCUCCGGUGCUGCCACUCGAGGAUAACAAGGAAUCUGAUUUUGAUUUUGAGAAGUGUAAAUGUAUUCUAUCAAAGGGCACAGAACUUAACAUCGAGACCACAGAUGGAAGGUACUUGUUCAGGUCGGUAGCAGCCACACUCAAUAGUGAAGCUAAGGUUAUUCUCAAAAUAAGGAAUCCAAAUGUGCUGAAUGCUUUCACAAGACCAAAGGAAAGUAUUGUUCUUGACCUACAUACCGAGUUAUAUAAAGAUUCAGAAGGAGGUGAAACUGAGACUUGCUAUCUUCUCGUACUAACUACAAACAAAGGGAUGAUCAAGCUAGACAUGGUUGACGACUAUCAACGUUACAAGACAUGGUCCACAACUAUCAAUCAUAUGCUAAUGCUCUCAACUUCAUUUACGGGAUAUGAACUUCAGUUCUACAAAAACUGAAUUUUAUACAAAAACUGAAUUUUAUGCAGUCAUCAUUUGUCCCUUAAAUUCUUGGUAUGUAAGUGUGGCUGAUAAUAUUCAAAACUGAAACGUCCAUAUUUGUUGAUAUGUUCAAUAUGAAUAUCCGUAUCAUCACAGAAUUCAAUCUUCGACAAGCUAUUGAACAUUUUCAUCUUCAUGAAAGAACAUUAACAAGUGUUUGUUUCAUCCAUCCAAAACUAUAUCAUCGUGCUGAA